UCUAGAAGCUUUUCUUAUUCUAGGGUUUUCGUUCGUGCGAGGGAGCUGCGCAGGGCGCAUCGAUCGAUCGAUCGAGGAGCAUGGCGGAUGAGGCAAAAGCGCGCGGCAAUGCCGCUUUCUCGGCAGGGAAUUUCGAAGAGGCGAUCAAGCAUUUCUCGGACGCGGUUGCUCUAGCUGGGACGAACCAUGUUUUCUACUCCAAUCGCUCCGCAUGCUACGCAUCGCUCCACAAGUACCAGGAGGCUCUCGAGGAUGCAAAGAAGACUGUGGAGCUCAAGCCGGAUUGGCCGAAAGGUUACAGCAGGCUUGGCGCUGCCUAUGUCGGCCUCAAGAAAUUCCCCGACGCGGUCUCGGCCUACAAGAAGGGACUCGAGUAUGAUCCUAGCAACGAGGCUCUCAAGUCGGGCUUGGCGGACGCACAGGAAUCCAUGUCAGGGGCAGGGCAGCCAUCGCCUUUCGGGAAUUUGUUCCAGGGUCCAGAUGUGUGGGCGAAGCUGCAGCAGGAUCCCAGGACCAAAGCGUUUCUCACGCAGCCGGAUUUCUUGAAGAUGAUGCAAGACCUCCAGAGAAAUCCCAACGCGCUCAACCUUUACAUGAACGAUCCUAGGAUGAUGCAAGUUCUAGGAGUUCUACUUGGUGUGAACAUCCACACGCCUUCCAAGGAGGAAAUGGAGAAGGGUGUUUUUGAGGAGGAACAGGAAGCAUCGUCUCAGCCAUCCGAGACUAGUAGGCGUGAGACAAGCAAGCCUGCUACUCCUGCUCCAGAGCCGGUCCCGGAACCGAUGGAGAUACCGGAUGAAGAUAGAGAGAAAAAGGAAAAGAAAGCGGCGGCUAUAAAAGCGAAGGAGGCCGGGAAUGAGGCGUAUAAGAAGAAGGAUUUUGAGUCGGCAUUGGCGAAUUACUCCAAGGCAAUCGAGCUCGACGACGAGGAUAUCUCCUACCUCACAAACAGAGCGGCGGUCUACCUUGAAAUUGGAAAGUACGAAGAAUGUAUCAAAGAUUGCGAUCAGGCAGUCGAGCGUGGAAGGGAAUUGCAUUCAGACUACAAGAUGGUAGCAAAGGCGCUGACGCGGAAGGGAUCGGCUUAUGUCAAGCUGGCUAAGUGUGCCAAGGACUACGAGCCUGCUAUCGAGAUCUUCAACAAGGCUUUGACAGAACACCGUAAUCCGGACACUUUGAAAAAACUCAAUGAUGCAGAGAAAGUCAAAAAGGAACUUGAGCAAAAGGAGUACUUUGAUCCCAAGAUUGCCGACGAGGAGAGAGAAAAAGGCAACGAUUAUUUCAAGGAGCAAAAGUACCCCGAGGCAGUGAAGCAUUACUCGGAGGCUCUUAGGAGGAAUCCGAAUGAUGUGAAGGCUUACAGCAACAGAGCAGCAAGCUACACGAAACUCGGUGCCUUCCCCGAAGGGUUGAAGGAUGCUAACAAGUGCUUGGAGAUCGAUCCUUCUUUUAUCAAGGGAUACUCGCGCAAGGGGGCAAUCCAAUUCUUCAUGAAGGAGUAUGACAAAGCAUUGGAAACUUACCAGACCGGGUUGAAGUACGAUGAACACAACCAGGAAAUGAUGGAUGGGAUCCAAAGAUGCGUCGAGCAGAUCAACAAGACGAACAGGGGAGACAUUAGCGCCGAAGAGCUCAAAGAGCGCCAGGCCAAGGCUAUGCAAGACCCCGAGAUCCAGGGCAUUCUCUCGGAUCCAGUAAUGCGACAGGUAUUGAUCGAUUUCCAGGAGAGUCCAAAGUCAGCUCAAGACCACAUGAAGAACCCCAUGAUCAUGGCAAAGAUCCAGAAGCUUGUGGCCGCUGGCAUUGUCCAAGUGAGAUAGUUGACUGGGCGUCUAGUGGUAGGAAUUUUGCUGAUGCCGCUUCCUAUUAUGUCAUUGAUAAUGGUCAUGUGAUGAUGCAUCCGCCACCUCUUAUAGUUA
Selaginella moellendorffii is the source of this 1919-nucleotide messenger RNA. Its product is annotated as hsp70-Hsp90 organizing protein 3-like. Gene Ontology annotation, molecular function: Hsp90 protein binding. Lineage: Eukaryota; Viridiplantae; Streptophyta; Lycopodiopsida; Selaginellales; Selaginellaceae. The transcript has 9 exons. Bases 81 to 1820 code for a protein of 579 amino acids. The record is from RefSeq and is a predicted model, not a curated record.